GCCUGAACCAUCAUGGCGGCGCCCAUGUAGCCCGUCCGUACCGGGAAAGGGACGGUGGCCUUGGCGCAGGCCCUGUGGGGGUCAGGAGUCACCAUGCUUAGGGCCGCGUGGAGGGCGCUGAGUUCGAUCCGGACCCAAGCAGGGGUCCAGGCCCCAGUCCUUGUGCUUCCUGGCGGAGGGAACGCCAGGCUGCCCUCGGCGCGGUGGGGCCUGCAGCCUCAGAGUCUUCUGCAGGCUGUCCGUGGAUACGCCACCCAGAAACCAGUCCAGCCCAACCAAGAUGAUGACCUGCCUCCUUCCAUGCUGCUCAAAGACUACCAGAAUGUCCCUGGAAUUGACAAGGUUGAUGCUGUUGUGAAGAGACUCUUGUCUUUGGAAAUGGCCAACCAGAAAGAGAAGCUAAAGGUCAAGCAAGAACUGAUGAUGAACAAGGUUGUGGCAAACCCCAAGGAUACCAGAUCGCUGGAGGCUCGAAUUGUUGCCUUGACCAUCAAGAUCCGCAAUUAUGAAGAACAUAUGCAGAAACAUGGAAAGGACAAAGCCCAUAAGCGUUUUCUACUGAUGAGCAUUGACCAGAGGAAAAAGAUGCUUAAAAACCUCCGUAAGACCAACUAUGAUGUCUUUGAGAAGACAUGCAGGGAGCUGGAUAUUGAAUACACCUUUCCCCCUCAGUACUACCGAAAAGCCCACCACCGCUUCCUGAUCAAAAAAGCUCUAUGCAUUCAGGUCUUCCAGGAGAAGCAAAAGCUGAAGAAGCAAAAAAGGGCCUUAAAGGCUGCAGCAGCAGCUGCAGCCCAAAAGGAUGACAACCAGGGAAAUACAGAGAGCCCUUCCAAAGCCUGACCAGAGGCACCCAAAGAAAAUCAAUAAAGUCCAUUCAGAUUAUUUCUUCUUGAAGAAUGAUAGGAGAAAUGAUGGCAUUUUUGACUCCAGGAAGAAUUUAUUCUUUCAUUCAGCUCUGUAGUCUCACAGUUGUAUGAGGCAGAAUCUCUGCUGUCAUCAUCCCUCAGAGGACACAGUCCUAUAAACAACAACCUGUCAUCCAGGUAGCAUGUGCUUCAGUGGAGGCAGGGGAUGAGCACGGCCACACAGUAGAAGGGUGGCUGGCAUGGUGGGUGGAAAGGCCAGCUGUAGGAGCUGCCUUCUAGAUUGGGCCAUAAAGAAUAAGUAGGAGUUGGCUGAGGGAGGGACAGCAUCCAGGCAGAAUGAGUUGCAGGGACAGAGGUAAACAAGUCUUCAACACUGUCCUCUAGGGAGAGGAGAAGCAGUUAAAGUUUUACCAC
Castor canadensis (American beaver) is the source of this 1283-nucleotide messenger RNA. It is a transcript of the gene Mrps15, whose product is annotated as mitochondrial ribosomal protein S15. Gene Ontology annotation, molecular function: structural constituent of ribosome; RNA binding. Gene Ontology annotation, biological process: mitochondrial translation. The record is from RefSeq and is a predicted model, not a curated record. Gene Ontology annotation, cellular component: mitochondrial small ribosomal subunit; ribosome. Lineage: Eukaryota; Metazoa; Chordata; Mammalia; Rodentia; Castoridae.